AUGACUGGCUCAUGGUACGUGACAUCGUCUCUAGAGCCCGCAUUCCAGGCGCGUGUCCUCCAAACACUCGGGUUCCUGCGGCCGCACUUCAAAGACAUUACUGCGACGAUCAUUGCAUACUACAGUUUCUCACGAAUGAUCACCGCCAUGAUGUUCACGAAAAGACUACUCGUAAUGGCUGCGGUCGCUGCAGUCGCGCAGUCUGGACCCGCCACCACGAUCGUAUCGACUUCGCUGAGCGGAAACACUGUAACAGGCUCAGCAUCUCCAAUUGUACUUGGCCAGCCGUCUUACACUGGCACCUUCACUGUGACAACACCGACAACCAGCUGGGCCGCCCCUACAUUCUCCACAGCCGCUCCGGUGCCCACAUGCUCAGAUGGCAUGUGCACUAGCUCUCCGCAUCUCAAUGGCCAGACCUGCAUCGACGAAAGUGGCAUUACAUACGGCGUCCUUUGCAACAUGCUGAUGUAUGGAAUCGUAAUCGACAGCAGCGGCAAGAGGCUGCUUCUCGGACGUGAAGAUACCGUGGAGGAGAUGGGGACCGUCGUCGAUAAGAGGGAUUAUGCCGGGUCUUUUGCAAGCUGUGUUGACUUCUGCGAUAAUUACGGUGUCCCUUCCUUCUGUACGGGAGUGGCGUACGACAAUGGGUACUGCAUGUCUUAUGACGCCAUCACUGGGACAUAUCAGCACGAUGGCGGUAUUGCUGCUGUAAGGCAGGGUUGA
Recurvomyces mirabilis is the source of this 726-nucleotide messenger RNA. RefSeq lists its product as uncharacterized. The coding region runs from base 1 to 726 and encodes 241 amino acids. NCBI's taxonomy places the organism in Eukaryota, Fungi, Ascomycota, Dothideomycetes, Mycosphaerellales, Teratosphaeriaceae. The record is from RefSeq and is a predicted model, not a curated record. The transcript is spliced from 2 exons.